This is a messenger RNA of Daktulosphaira vitifoliae (grape phylloxera), 1803 nucleotides long. RefSeq names its product WD repeat domain phosphoinositide-interacting protein 4-like. Gene Ontology annotation, cellular component: extrinsic component of membrane; cytosol; phagophore assembly site membrane. The transcript has 8 exons. Gene Ontology annotation, molecular function: phosphatidylinositol-3-phosphate binding; phosphatidylinositol-3,5-bisphosphate binding; protein binding. The record is from RefSeq and is a predicted model, not a curated record. Lineage: Eukaryota; Metazoa; Arthropoda; Insecta; Hemiptera; Phylloxeridae. The coding region runs from base 371 to 1417 and encodes 348 amino acids. Gene Ontology annotation, biological process: protein localization to phagophore assembly site; nucleophagy; autophagy of mitochondrion.
CCAUUUAAAUUUUUCAAAGGUUUUCUUUGUUCUGAUCAUGUUAUAUUUUUAAGACGUCAUUUUUGCAAAUUAAGGUAAAGUUAACGGUAGAUGGCGUGCUUGACAAGGAAAUAUGAAAACGUGAUUGAUUGAUUAUAUUUGUUAUCAUUGAAAUGUGUAAUUUGACACAGUAAUGAAUAUACCUAUUUUCUUUGUUUUCAUUAAGAUAACGGCAUUGACUAACGAGCACACCAUAUAAUAAUAAUAAUAAAAAAAAUCGUAUUGAAAACAAAUGCAUUACUUCGACGUACUCCGUCAUACGCUAAUGCUAAGUAGGAUGAUGAAAAUAUCGUCAUUUUUAAUGUAAACUUCGCAGAAAGCAAUAUUCACCAUGCACAAAAAAGGAGUAAUUAAUUUAAGGUUUAACCAGGAUCAAGGUUGUUUUUCUUGUUGCACGGAAACUGGACUAAGGAUCUACAAUGUCGAGCCUUUGGUACAAAAAGAAAAAUAUGAAUUUGGAGGUCUCUCAAUGUGUGAGAUGUUGUAUAGGACAAAUUUGUUUGCUGUUGUAGCGGGUGGUCGAUAUCCUAAGUAUUCCCAUAAUACAGUUUUAAUCUAUGAUGACGUCACUAAAAAGUUUGUUAUGGAAUUCUUAUGUCCAUCAGCUGUCAAAGCAGUACGAAUGAGAAGAGACAAGAUUGUAAUUGCAAGUAUUAAUCAGAUAAGUGUAUUCACCUUUCCUGUUCCUACAAAACAUAUCAUAACUAUUGAAACUCGUCCAAAUCCUAUGGGUCUUUGUGAAGUGAGUCCUCUAGAAACAUCUGAAAAACAAAUUCUUGUAUUUCCGGGACAUAAAAUUGGAAGCAUACAACUUUUAGAUAUCUCCAAUCUAGAAUCAAGUAGUUCUAGUUCACCUAUUACUUUAAAUGCUCAUCAAGGAGAAAUUACAUGUUUGGCUGUGAAUCAACAAGGAACUCUUGUAGCUAGUGCAAGUUCAAAAGGUACAUUAAUAAGGAUUUGGGAUAGUAUACGAAAAACCAAAGUUGCAGAGUUAAGACGUGGAUCUGAUCCAGCUACCUUAUAUUGUUUCGAUGCAAAGCUGAUGAGUAUCAAUUUUAGUCCAGAUUCAGAGUUUUUAUGUUGCUCUAGUGACAAAGGAACUGUACACAUAUUUGCAUUAAAAGACUCUGAUCUUAAUCGAAAAUCUAGUCUAUCAACUUUAAGUUUUUUUAGUUCUUAUGUCGAGUCACAGUGGGCUCUAACUAAUUUCACUGUACCUCCUGAAAUGGCUUGUAUAUGUGCAUUUUUGUCUUCUAAUACUGUUAUAGCCGCCUGUCUAGAUGGAACUUUUCAUAAGUACACAUUUUUGAAAGAUGGCUCAUGCAGACGUAAAGCAUAUAACAUAUUUUUGGAUGAUUGUACAGAUGAAGACAUAUAAAUGUUAUUUGUUUCUAUUUCACUUAGUUUUAAUAUGUGACCUUAAUAAUUAAAGUGGAAAUUUUACAUUUAGGUAUUAAUGAAACUUUAAUUAAUUUUCAGUUUAAUUAUUAUAUUUUUUUGUAUAAUGUAGAUCAACUUUUGUCAAAUUAAGAAAAUAAUUAGUUGUUUUUCAAUAUUGUCUUCUUUUAUUGAGGUAGUAUAUUUUAAUACAAUACUACAUAUUUCCAAUAUUGUGAUAAAUUUAUUUUAAGAUAUUUAUUGUUAUUUAUCUAAUUUUUUAUACUAAUGUUUUUCAAUUGUUAAUGUACAAAUUUUAUAUUAUAAAAACAUCAUAAUUGUACUGUGCAAUUUUUAAGUCAAUUAUAAUUCAUAUAUUUCUGUGUA